Molecule: messenger RNA, 1776 nt
Organism: Prorocentrum cordatum
Lineage: Eukaryota; Dinophyceae; Prorocentrales; Prorocentraceae
Source: the annotation of a GenBank genome assembly
AUGCCGAGCUGGCCUGUGAUUCAACUCACGGAAGACUUCAAGCCCAUCGGUGCCCUGGCCAUUGUCUCCCUCGGGAGGCAGAGGAAGAAGGGGACCCAGAUCUUCGGCCAGGGCAAGGGCAGCAGAGGCACCACGAUUGCCAAAGAGAUCUGGGAGAAGGCGUGCUGGGUAUACCCCUGGGCCUUCUGCGCUUUGCACGACGCGCUCGGCACCCUCAAGGACGUGAACCCCUCGGGCCUUAAGAGCAACCCAAAGUCCCGCGACGCCCAAGCGGGCAGCAGCCGCUUGUGCACCUGGGAGGUGCUCUCGGUCCGCGUGGCGCAUGGUGGCGGCGUCUCCGAGGACGAGGGCGCGGCCGCUGCAUGCGCAGUCGCCUUGGCCUGCAGCUCACGAAGCGCGUCGAAGCACGAGCUGACGGAGGUCGACGAUCUUCUGCUCCAGCUUGGCAAGCUCUGCAGCUGUUUCGCCGAUGAGCAGCUCCAGCUUCUCCUUGUCUGCCUGCUGGCUGGCCAAUUUGCCUUCCAACUCAGACUGCUGGCGCUUGCACUGGUCAAUGCGGGUCGUGAAGUGAUGCACCUGCGACGAGAAAGGCCUGCUGGCAACAAUGCGCCCUUUGAGCUCAUCUCGUUCACGUACGAGCUCGUCGCGGGCCCGCACGACAGCUGCAUCCUCGAGGGGGCCGAGGGCCUUGAGGGUGGUAGCGAUCUCUCCCAGCCUCUUCUGCUCCAGGUGCUCGAGGUGAGGAGGCGCUCCAAGCGCGCGGCUCACGGGCACGAGGGGGCGGCCACGCGGCCGUCACUGCGCCAGCACGAGGAGCGGCGCGGAGCAGUGGAAGCCGUCUCCGAGUCGAGGGCGUGCCUGAGCCUCCUGUCGCGGCGCGGCGAGCGUGGGGCAGAGCCCGGGGUGCGCCAGGGGCUCGGUGGCGUCGGGAUCCCGGCCGUGCGGCCGCCCCUCGCGCGCACCGGGGUGCCCGCGGGGCGCGCCGAGAAGCACAGAUCUCGGCGUGGACUGAACGAGGACGCUCGGCUCGGGCUCAAGCUUCGGGCGCUUGCCGCUGUCGUCCUCGGGCUCGUCGUCCUCGGGCUCCUCGUCCUCUGGCUGCGGUGCGGGCUUGCGGCGCUUGGCUUUCUGGUAGGGCCGAAGGAGCUGCGGGAGCACAGCGAGCUGCGGGGUGCCACUGGCAGAGGGCCGGUCCCUGAGGAGGGCGCCCGCGGCUGCCUGGACGUCGUGCGCCGGGGCCUGGGUCUCCCGGCGGGCGCGCUGGGCCUGGGCGGCGGGCGCGAGGACGACGCCCUGGCCCCCGGCCGCUCCUUCAUGGCGCAGAGAGCCGCCGAGGCCGACACGAAGGCGCUCGCCUGCGGCCUCCUGUACAAGGUGCUCCAGCAGGGCAAGGGGCAGCGGCGCCCCGGGCUGACCACCCUGUGCCGCUGCCGCUUCACCGCCUCGACGCUCGCCGGCGAGCCCCUCGACGAGUCAGGCGAGAGCGGCGUGCUGCUCCACCCCGGCCUGCAGAAGCGGCUGGUGGCCGAUGAGCAGGGCCGCCGUGCCGAGGCCGGCGGCUCUUGGUGGUCGGUGGCCUUGCGGCUGAUGGUUGAGGGCGACAAGUGGCAGCUCUACGUCCCCCCGGAGCUGGCCUUUGGCAAGCUGGGCAUGGGGGCUGUGCCCCCCGACGCCUUCCUGGUGGUCCGCCUGGAGCUCGCGAGGGUCCUGGACGCCUGCCCCCACGGUGCGCCGUGCCCGCACGCGUGGACGUGGCGCCCCAGGGUGCACAGCUAG